Messenger RNA from Bicyclus anynana (squinting bush brown), 3591 nucleotides. RefSeq names its product maspardin. The record is from RefSeq and is a predicted model, not a curated record. The transcript has 5 exons. NCBI's taxonomy places the organism in Eukaryota, Metazoa, Arthropoda, Insecta, Lepidoptera, Nymphalidae. The coding region runs from base 117 to 1076 and encodes 319 amino acids.
UCAAAGUCAAAUGUCAAUUCAAAAUUCAAUUUAGAUUUUUGAUGAUGUUGUAAAUGUAAAUCAUUUUUGAUUUAAAUUUUAUGUUGUGUUUACUGUAAUCUAUUGAAUUUUUUGAAAUGAGUUGCUUAAGUGAUAUAUCACGGUCUAGUGAAUAUUUGAGUUUUAGAAGUAGCAUACCACUGCGGAAAAUAGUUGUGGACUCAGAUGGUUCCAAGGCAUGGCGAAUAUUUGACAGUGGCCCAAAGUCAGUGAGUUGCCCUCUAGUAUGUCUGACCCCAGUUUCAGGCACAGCUGACAUAUUUUUCAAGCAAAUAAUGGGUCUCACCACCCGAGGCAUCAGGGUGAUAGCAGCUGAACCCCCUCCAUAUUGGAAUCUGAAGGAGUGGUGUGAUGGGUUUAAGAGGUUGAUUGAUUACUUGGAAUUGGAUAAGAUACAUAUUUUUGGAGCUUCUUUGGGUGGAUUUAUAGCACAGAAGUUCACAGAAACAACAAUAAACUGUCCGCGAGUCGCUUCUCUGGUGCUAUGCAACACAUUCACGGACACAACUGUGUUUGAGUAUAAUGAUUCGUCUGCACUAUUCUGGCUCUUACCUUCCCUUGUGCUGAAGAGAAUGUUAAUGGGGAACUUUACAACUGACAAAGUGGACAAAAGAAUGGCAGAAUCAAUCGAUUUUAUGGUUGAAAGGCUAGAAUCACUUACUCAAUCGGAACUAGCUUCAAGAUUAACCCUAAACUGCACACCUAACUACGUUCAACCACAAUUACUCUUGCACUUACCGAUCACAAUAAUGGAUGUAUGGGACGAGAGUGCACUGAGCUCCGGAGUACGUGAAGACUUGUACAAGUCGUAUCCUCAAGCCAAGCUGGCACACUUGAAGAGUGGGGGUAACUUCCCCUAUCUCAGUCGAAGCGAUGAGGUCAAUUUGCAUUUGUUGAUACAUCUACGGCAGUUUGAUGGAACUGAACUGUCUCCGUCUUACUUGAAUCUUCACAAACUGGCUGCACCGAGUAAUCAGGCAGAGGAAGGUACUGUUAGCUACUUCAAUGAAAGGGAUAAGUUUGUCAAGAUAUCGUAAAAGCAAAUAUUAGGCAUGUUUUCACCACUUUCUGACAACUGUCUGAUAGGUUAUUUACAGGUUUUGUCUGCCUUAUUUGUUAGACUAUCUGGCAUUUAUCAUAAGGUGGUGAAACAACUUUUAAAGUGUUUUUCAGAUAGCUUGGGUACGGUGAAUCGGUUAUAGUGAAUCGCGGCAAACUUUCAAGAGUGAAUCGAACUGUCACCCGCACCAUCAACAUAGUCAGUUUGCCACGCAACUCUGUAGAUUUCUCUACACCCAAUGGCGUUUUCCAGGGGCUAGGCGGUGCAAUGUCCAGUGGCCCUCCAGCGGGGGGGGUCCUCGAAUCCUUACCAGAAAAUCGCGAUAGAAUUGAACUUGGAAAAUUUCGAAAACGAAAAGGAUCUGAUGAAUAUGUUUACUUGAAAAAGCCUCACCAGUUUUGAUAGUAGUGGGGCCCCAUAUUUUUAUUUGCACCAGGGCCCUUGGUUACCUAGCUACGCCACUGUACACCAUUAGUUAUGGUGGACUACCACAAUAGGGGGCAUUAUUGCUAUAAUUCUCGGCAAACAUCUUGAACAAUCCAUUAAAAUGCGCAGAAGUCGAUUUGUCGGUCUCUUUGGUGGGGCGAAGGUAACGCGGGGGAAUACACUAUUGGUCGCGCCUGCUAUUGGUCAAUCAGUCCGCCUUGUCCAUUGUCAUAAAGUGUACCUGCGCGAACUUUCCCCCACUACGCCACUUUUUGUUCAAGAUGUUUGCCGAGCUUUAAUUGAUUAGCUGUCUACAAAGAGGUGCAAAGUAGAAACUUCAUUGAGUGAAACAUUCAUGGCUAAUUUCCAAAACCAUUCAAUUUCAAUGAGUUUAGAUUUCAAAAUCCGACCGAAUUAGUGAAAAUAUUACGGCCAUAUUUAUUAUAUACAUGAAUUAUAAUUUAAGCAUCAAUUUACUUAAAAAGUAAAUUGGCGUAAAGUGAGAUUUAAAAUUUAAUUCAGGUUUAUAAUUAUGUCAUAACAAAUACAGCGCAUAAGGCAGUGUCGUGACUAUACUAUCUCAGUCGAAUAUUGAUUUAACAUUUGAUUAUUUUUAAGGCCUCGCAGGCUGGGGGCCCCGUCGAGGGGGGUCUGUGGCGUUUUGCUAGCCUUCCUGGUUACGCCACUGGCUUAAGGUGUUAGUAAUUGAACUGUAUAAACAGCGUAAUCCGAAUUUAUUUUGAUGCUAAUUACAUUAAGUAAUAUUGUUUUAUAUUGUUAGAGACUACAUACUUAGGUACGCCAUUUCAAUCAGCACUACUGCUAUAAAAAAUACUUAAUAACACCCACAUCGGGACCAUGGCUAGUUAAGUUUUUCCACUAAAAUUAGUAGUUAUUAAGUAAAAUAAGUGAACAUUAGACAUAUUAUUUAGCUAGAUUAGCUAGUUAGCUGCUUGUUCAUUCAAUAGUAUUUAACGUGUAUUGUUUCUUAUACUGUCGUCGAGUUUUGUGGUAAUUAACAGUAAAAAUAAUUACAUUUCGCAACACAUAAAUAAAAACAUAUUGACAUCAAUUGGACGAAAUUUAAACGAGGCAGUAAAUACACUCUUGACUGUAAUAUUUUCAAGACUUGCGGUGUCUAGCUAAAUGUAAUGCCGCGGUAAAUAUUUUACAGUAGUAUUUUCAUGAAAUAUUCGAAUAUUGUUUAAUUUUAUUAUAUAAAAAUUAUAAUCCAACAAAUGACUGUGUGAAAUGUAUAGACUGUAUUAUAUUAUGUUGUUAAAUAUAUUUUUUAAUUUUAAGAAUAAACAGAAAAGUAAUUUCAUCAUUAAUAUUAUGUCAAGAUACGAUGCUCCCAACGAUUGAAUAACCAUUGAAAAAAAUCAUAGUUAAUACUUUCAAACAUUUGGUAAUGCAAUACAAUUCUUUUCCAACUACGAUAAUUUAAUGAAAAUCUGAUAAUAAUUAAAACCAAGAGCCACCAUUUUUAAUAGUGUUUUUAUGUUUUAUGUGAUUAAGAUACUAUAACUUAGAUUAAGGAUCUUUUUUUGACGUGACGUUUUAUAAUUCGAUGGAGCCGCCUGCACACUCGAAAAAGAUGACGUCAUGCGUCGUUCCCUCGCUCUAGGGUUGCCAACUUUUUUAACAAGAAAUAAAGUAUAUUCUGGUCUAUGAAGAUAAUUAAGCAGUAUUUUAGAAAAAUGCAACCAUUCCAUCAGUAUUUUCUUAUGACGUUGUCACGUUCAACUAUCGUCAGUAAACCGACUUUACAGAUAACAGAUUUUUUUCCAUAGUUUGUAAUUAAAACAGAACGACGCAUAAAGUCAUCUUUUUAGAGUGUGCAGCUGGCUCCAUCGAAUUAUAAGACGUUGUCACGUCAAUAGUUUUAAGUGGAUAUGUUGUUCCUUUCAUAUAUCAGUGGUUAUGGCAAAUAAUAUAAACAAGCUAAUAUUAAAUGAAUUAGAUUUCAAGGGGCAUUAUUCAAGUGAGUCCUUUUUUAUACAUAUAUCAAUAGUACACAUUUUGUAUAUUAUUAUAAUCAUGAAAUAAAAUAAAUAUUAUGUUAA